Cotesia glomerata is the source of this 2922-nucleotide messenger RNA. RefSeq lists its product as uncharacterized. The record is from RefSeq and is a predicted model, not a curated record. The transcript is spliced from 4 exons. Gene Ontology annotation, molecular function: protein binding. Bases 1363 to 2922 code for a protein of 519 amino acids. NCBI's taxonomy places the organism in Eukaryota, Metazoa, Arthropoda, Insecta, Hymenoptera, Braconidae.
UCUAUAUUAUUUGAUGCGAUUUCUAUUGGUAUUGUUGUGACUAAAGCAUUAUAAUAACUAAAAUAUGCAAUAUAAGUUCGUGUUUCAACAUUAUCUAAAUAUCUUAUAAAAAUAGCAUCUAUUUAUAUUUGUAGUUAUUGAUGUAUUGUCAUCAAAAGUUCUCAUAUUUAACUACUAAACUGUGCGUGAUGCGAAGUUCGCUCUAUCUCACUCUCUCUCGAUCUUUCUCACUUGCUUGCUCCCUACUUUCGUUCCAUGGCUAUGUGCUUCAUGCUAUGUUCAACCUUUCUCACUCACUCAAUCGCUCUCUCCCUCUUUUUCGACAAAAACGUUGCACAUCUUCGUGACGCUAAUAUUAUUAUUAUUGCGUUUUAUCCGUAAAAAUUUUACCCUCAUGUGCACAAAGAAGUUUCACUUCAAUAAUAAUUCGGACUCAUAUUCAACGAUUUGUUGAAGAUUUUUGGAAAAAUGAUGAUUGACAUUUUUGAUUUUCGAUUUUUUUUUUUUUUUAUAAAAAACUUCAGUAUUGUUGAAUUAUUAGCUAAUUUUAUAAAUUAUCAAUUAAAUAACUAAUUUUUUUUAACGACAUUUAUCUCAGUUUUUAAAAAAUUAUUCAGUAUGUAACAAAAUAAAUAAUAAAACUAGACGCUAAAAUAUUUCGUUUAAACUACAAAUUUUUAUAGAUGCAUGCGGGUCUCUAUUUUCAAGUACCUACUUUUAUGACUUUCUGGCCAUUGAGGCCGUAAAUGCAUCCCUUGUUCUUAUCAACCCGGGCACUCAUCUGGUUCGGCUUAAAUAUUUUCCGUUGUUACUUUUCCUUUUUUUUUAUAUGUAAUAUUUUUUUCAACGGUUUUUUUCAAGAAUAUUUCUCCGAAUUUUUCCCAUUUAUUAAGAAAUAAAAAAGAGUCUCUGUACUCUGGAGUUCUAAAAGCACGACAGUAAACGUCAGUCUUCAGCAAUCUUUUGAACACACAACUUCACGACACCCAUCUCCAAACUUGUACCUAUUUUCCCCAUCAAUUCAAAGUUAUCAGUCUUUUGUGGUGACUUAUUCACUCGUUAACAAGUGUAUACAGUGUAUUCUCGUCAAUCGUUUAAUUUAUCAAUUAUUGCGUCAACUGCUAUCUAAUAUUUCAGAACAUAUAAUAAAAUACUCAAAGAGAACAAAUUGAACGAGCCACAAUCCUGUCUGUACGAGCAUCCAGUCCAAUCACAUUGGGGAAGGCGAUAAAUCUAUAACCAUCAACAGGAAUUUACCUCUUAACUCUACCAACGUCACACACUGCAGAGUCUUCAACUCAAAUAUACAUUCUCAUCUUGGAUUCACCAGCACCAGAUAAACUUAUUUAAAGAAGAUCUAAAAUGGAUCUUGAAUUAAAUCCAACAACAGCUGACAAUUCACUGAUGUAUCAAGCCAUCGAAGAUGACAAAUUGGAAGAUCUUAAAUUGUUAUUAGAAAAUGGAAUGGAUGUAAAUGAACCGAUAAUAACAACUGGAGAAUUUGCUGGAUUCACAGCAUUGCAUGUUGCAUGCAUGAAAAAUAAAGAUCACUUGGUGGAGUUACUAGUUUUUGAUUAUAAUGCAGAUGUCAAUGCAAUGGCUGCUGACGGGACUCAACCCAUUCAUUUGGCUUGUUUUUAUGAACCAGUAUUCGACAUUUCAACCUGGGUUUACAAUCCAAAAAAACCCAUUCAUAAAAUAAGAUCAUUGGUGACAGCUAAUGCCAAUGUUAAUGCCGAAUUUGGACAAGAAAUUUUUUCAAAGCACGUCAAAGACGAAAAAUGGUGUCCCGAUUUUGGUGACAAAAUGCCAAUAGUUGCAUAUAUUAUUAUUUAUGAUAAGCCAAUAAUAAUGUGUCUUUUCGAAAAAGUCAACUUAAACACUAUAAGCCUUACAAAUAAAACAUUGCUGAUGUAUGCUAUUGAAUACAACCGUGAUUUAUAUAUUUCAGACGUUAUGAAAAAUGUAAAGGAUCCAGAGUUGAGGGAUAAGUUGAUAAACCACCGCGAUAAUGAUGAUAUACCGCUAACUCAUUAUCCAUUCCAUCCUGAAAAAUAUGGGAAGUUUCGAUAUCAUGAAAGCACGUUGUUCGUUGAUUACUUUUUCGAGGAAAACUUUAUUCCUGAUUUAUUAAAGUUGGGGGCUGACAUUUACGCACUGAUAAACAAUAAUCCAGCAACAUUUUUGCCUAAUCUAUCAGCUUAUAGAGGUUGUACAACUCUACUGGAGUAUGCUUUGCCUUAUUAUACUUCUAUGUCCUUAUCUAGGGUUUUAUACUACGCCACGCUGCCUAUAGAUGAAAAUUCUGAGCAUUUAAUAAGUUACAAAUCAGAUCGUGAACGACUUUUUUAUCUAGUAAAUAUCAGAAGAAAUCAAAAAGAUUGUAUAGCUAUUGCUUUAAGAGAUCUGGUCUUAAGGAGUGCAUUCAGAUUACCUGUUUCAGGAGAAGAAAUAAAAUUGAUGGAUCAAUUAAUUGCCAGCGACGAAAAUCUCAGAGAGAUCAUAAAUGACUUUAAAAUAAAUUUCAUUGAAAAAGAAUUAAAGGAGUGUUUUAUUAAAUUCGGUGAUUAUAAAAUGACAAUGUAUGACUUUUCAAUGCAAGUUUUUGACUCUAAAAAAUUAAAAUUGUUGGCGCGAGAAGAGGAUUUGAUCAAUGUCCUAAGUAAAUUUUUCGAGGAAAAAAUUAAAACCUCGAGUCAUUCCUACUUUACGGUCAUUAAAAAACGUAUUAAAAUCAGGAUAGUAGAUGCUCAGAUUAGGUUAGAUCUUCUCCAACUUUUGAAGACAAUUCCAUCACUUAGAGAAGCCAUACCGUUACCGUUUGAAGUGGUAUUAGAUAUUGUUGAGUAUCUAAAUAACAUACAGUUGUUCGUAUUAAUAAACGCAUUUUAUAGUUUCCCACAUAGCAAAAUGACGUAUUAA